Messenger RNA from Chrysoperla carnea, 4325 nucleotides. It is a transcript of the gene tn, whose product is annotated as RING finger protein nhl-1. Bases 366 to 4265 code for a protein of 1299 amino acids. Lineage: Eukaryota; Metazoa; Arthropoda; Insecta; Neuroptera; Chrysopidae. The record is from RefSeq and is a predicted model, not a curated record. Gene Ontology annotation, biological process: proteasome-mediated ubiquitin-dependent protein catabolic process; protein polyubiquitination; negative regulation of translation. The transcript is spliced from 9 exons. Gene Ontology annotation, molecular function: protein binding; ubiquitin protein ligase activity; translation repressor activity.
GAUUUUAUAUAUAAAAUUUAAAUCAGUUUACCUUUUGGUAACCAUGUCGAUUGGUGUCGACAACGGACGACAUAUCACUUUAGUCAACCGCAAACACAGACAUUUAGUGUGAAUCUUCAAAAGUUUUAAAACAAAAUAUUUGCAAAAAAAAAAAUUAGUUGGUUCGUUUUUUUCUGAACUGGAGGAAUUCCUCCUCCUAUAAAAAAAAUCCUUGACAUUGAGUUUUGAUGAAGUUUUAUUGGUUUCAAAUUAAUGGUCAAAUAAAUUCAUCUUCAAAGAGUGGACAUCUAACGUGACAAGAGCCUCCCACAGGGGCCUCGGAUCAACUCUAACACACAUCACAUCUAGAGCCGUUUAAAUAAAAUAUGAAUCAAUUUGAACAAUUAUUAACAUGCGCCAUUUGUCUCGAUCGAUAUAGAAAUCCAAAACUUCUACCAUGUCAGCACAGUUUUUGUAUGGAACCAUGUAUGGACGGCUUAGUGGACUAUGUUCGUCGACAGGUAAAAUGUCCAGAAUGCCGAGCCGAACACAGAAUACCCUAUCAAGGGGUUCAAGCAUUUCCAACGAAUGUCACAUUAAAAAGAUUUUUGGAUCUCCAUAUCGAAAUAACGGGCGAAUUACCAGAUCCAACAAGUGGUCAAAUUAUGGAACGUUGCAGUGUAUGCUCAGAAAAAGCAUACCUUGCAAUGUGCCAGCAUUGCGAAAAGAAAAUAUGCCCCGAAUGUAAAGGAGCACAUAUGGAUAUACUGCGUCGAGAAAUAGCACGAAUAAAUAAUCAGGUGCGACGUGGUCUGCACAAAUUACAAGAUACUUUAGCUCUAGUCGAAAAGAAUACGUUAGCAGUUCAAACGAAUUGUACGUCGGUAUCCGAAGAAGUCGAUGAAAUCUAUCGACGUUUAUCGAAAGCGUUAAAAGAUCGUACUGAAUAUUUACGUGGUGAAAUCGAUAAAUAUUUGGGUACUGAAAUACGGAAUUUUUCAACGCUGAAAGAUAAUUUAGAAAUGGAAAUAUCAAAUAUUCAAAGCAAUUGUGAUUUGGCCGAUAAAUACAUGAAUGAGAAUGUUGAAUGGGACGACUGUGAACUAAUGGACGCUAAAGAUAUCUUCUUAAAGACUGUUGAUUUUAUACGAAACUUCGAAUUAGAAACAGGGGAUUACACACGUAAAGUGCGAUUUAUGAUGUCACACGAUCCAAAUCAAUUGGUUAUCCAUGUUGCCGGAUACGGUGAAUUAAAUAUAAAUCAAGGUCAUGCAGGAGGAAUUGGAGGCCAUGGAACUGUAACAGGCGGAGGUAGUGCUGCCAAUUUGUUGCAACCUCCUGGCGGUGGACCUGGAUUAAUGCGAUCUAAAAGUGAUCAUAGAUUAGCAUCACAGUUCCGUCAACAAGAAGAAAGAGGUUUCGAUGAUCCAGAGGGACCACCAAGAAAAUUUGGUGAACCAAGACCACCACGUGGAGAUCGUUACAGUAGUCGUUAUGGACGUGGCGCAGAAGAUUAUGGUGCCGAUUAUGAUUAUGAAAAUGAUCCAAAUCGUCCACCAAGAUCACGUUAUCGAUCGCGAUUUGCACGUCAUGGACAAGAUAAUGAUUCCGAUAACGACACACAAACUAAUCGUGGAGUACGCUUCACGGAUCAACAACCAAAGGAGCGUGAAAGAGUCCUUGAUACAGAAGAUGCUACACGCGGUCCAUUAAGUGGCAUUUCUCGUUUAUUAGAUUUACCAAGAGUAAUGCAACGUCUUCAAGAGUCAGAAGAUCGUAGUAAAAAGAAGGAGAAAGAACCACCUGUUGUUACACCAGUAGUUCAACCCCAAGUAAAAACAUCAGUUCCUAAACGUACAACACCUACAACACAAAGACAACUUAGUGAAGAUGAUGAAAUUGCACGAAUUAAAAGGCAAAAUAAGGGAGCAUCGUCAUCAACAGAUACACCAACAUCAGAAACCCGUCCACCAGCUGAACGUGUAGCAGCAUUGAAACAACAAACAAGUGUUCGAGAUGAUAGCGAUGAUAGUCGACGCAGUGGAACGCCAGCAAAUCGCAAAGCACCUGCUUCUGAGACUGUGUCCAGUGAAGCAGAAUCCGAUGAAUCGGUUAGUUCUCUACAAACUCGAAGAACAAAUCCUGCAUCUAAAACUUCAAGUGUAUCACGACGUUCAUCGGCAACAUCCGAAACAGCAAAAAAAGCUGGACGAUCUGCUAGUUCAGAUUCCACAGCCUCCUCAGAUUCCUCUGGCUCAUCAUCAGCAGUACGAAAUACCGGUGCUGCAUAUACAACGGAAGAAGUGAAACAAAAAUAUUUACAACGUAGUGGAAAUGACAGUCCCACUGAUCGAAGUCGAUCAGAUUCAGCAAAGAAAGAUCCACCAAAGUUUCAAAGUAGAUUCUUGGGAAAUUCCACUUCGAGAUCUACACCUGCCCCUAUUGAAAAACCAAAAGAAGAAGAAGAGGAGGAAGAGGAAACUGAAACAAGUUCUGAAGAAGAAACAGAAUCUGAAGAAGAAUCCGAAGAAGAAACUAAAAAAGAUAAUAGAGAAAUGGCUAAGACUGAUAUUGGACCAUUGCUUGCUCGGAGUGCUCAAGCUAGAGAAAGCUCAGCAGAUUCUUCUAGAAAAAAUAGCAGAGACGAAUCUGGCUAUGGAAAAUCUAGGUAUAAUUCAAGUAAUGACACGUCAGCUAGCAAAUAUACACCAACAACUCGCAGUAGAACAACAGUGCAAGAAGAAGAGCCUCCAUCACGAUAUGGAAGUAGUGGUUACACAAGUCGUUUUUUAAAUAAAAGUAAAAGUUCUGCAGCAGUUCCUCCCGAAGAAGAAGAUAAAUACUCUUCCGCAUCACGCGACGAUGAAGAUAGUCGAUAUCCAAGUGGCAGAUCACGGUACAUGGCAAUGAAAGAUCGUCGAUCACGACUUGCUAGAAGUAAGAGUAGUCAUCAAUUCGGAGAUGAUGAUGAUGUUGUUCUUGAUGAACCCAUGACUACGACAAGUCCGUCCGCGUACUUAGCUUCGAAAGGAUAUGGCUCUGCAGUAUCAUCCAGUAAUGAUCUAGCAAGAAGCCGAUCCUCUCACGCUUUAAAAUCACGAGAAAAUUCUCCAGAACGAAAUACAGGUACCACUGAAAAAGAUGGUGCGGCAUUAAGUUCUUGGGCAAGGUAUUUAAAAAAUAAAUAUGGAAAUAGGAGUACAACAAAAGAUGGAGGUCGUGAUACAGGAACUAGCAGCAUUAGUUCACCAUCUUCAACUAGUGCUGCAUCUAGAAGACUUUCAUUAGGUCUACCAUUAAGAUCCGGUGAAAUUGGGAGCUCUGAUGAUGAUUCAAAAAACACGCUAGGCUCCCCCACUACCCAUACAGCAGCUACGGCAGCGGCAGCAGCCGGUAUCGCAGCGGCAACAGCAGGUACCUCCCCUAGGAGUCAAUACCUGCAGAAGCGGCGACAGCUGUUUAAAAUAGGGAGUCGGGGGAGCGAGCCCGGAUACUUUACAUGGCCCCGCGGCAUUGCCGUGGGUCCAGAUAACUCGAUUGUUGUAGCUGAUUCUUCUAAUCAUCGUGUACAAGUGUUUGAUACUAAUGGUAAUUUUAUUAAGGAGUUUGGACAGUAUGGUAAUGCAGAAGGUGAAUUUGAUUGUUUAGCUGGUGUGGCUGUAAAUCGUAUUGGUCAAUAUAUAAUAGCGGAUCGAUACAAUCAUCGUAUUCAAGUGUUUGAUCCAUCUGGAAGAUUUUUACGAGCUUUUGGAAGUCAAGGUACAUCCGAUGGUCGAUUUAAUUAUCCAUGGGGAAUAACCACUGAUGCUUUAGGAUUUAUUUAUGUUUGUGAUAAAGAAAACCACAGAGUACAGGUUUUCCAAUCUGAUGGCACAUUUGUGGGUAAAUUUGGUUCAAUGGGUAACAAACCAGGUCAAUUGGAGCAUCCACAUUAUAUCGCUGUUUCAAACACAAAUCGUGUGAUUGUAUCAGAUUCGAAUAAUCAUCGUGUCCAAGUGUUUGAUGUGAAUGGUCGUGUUAUAUUUUCAUUUGGAACAGAAGGUUCAGAAGAAGGCCAAUUUAAAUUUCCAAGGGGUGUUGCAGUGGAUGACCAAGGUUAUAUAAUCGUAGCAGAUUCUGGUAAUAAUCGUAUACAAAUAUUUACAUCAGAUGGUAAUUUCUUGCGUGCAUUUGGAUGUUGGGGUGCUGGUGAAGCUGAAUUUAAAGGAUUGGAGGGUAUUGCCGUUAUGUCCAAUGGAAAUAUUCUUGUUUGUGAUCGGGAGAAUCAUCGUGUUCAAGCAUUUUAAUACUUUGAAACUAAAUUAUAAAUUAUAAUAUUAUUUAACACAUUUUUUUUCUUUUUUGUU